AUAGUGUUUCGUAACCUUAAAUGUAGCGUGAUCCUGUUGGUAAAGUACUGAAUAUGAAUAUUAGGCAGAUUUAUGUGAUAUUUGACAAUAUACUCAGAUUUUAUCCAACAUUAUUAAAGUGAAUAGGUUUGAGGGCAAUGUGGUUAGGAAGGGCUUUUCAUACAAUAUUGUGAGGGGGUGUAGCACACACAAAUUUCUUACAUAUUUUAUUUUAGUGUACAAACAAGAUAAAACCCCUACAUACAAGUUUAGAUGUACUUAAUAGGAAGAAAUGUGAGUGUCAGGUGUAUAAUAGUUGGCAAAAAAUAGUCACAUGAUAGGGAAAAAUAAAUAUUUUAUGAAUGCUAUUGAAAUUGUGAUACUAUAAAAGUAAUGAUGUUUAGUGAACAUUUGUGCAUAUGCUGUAAAGUUUACAGAUGUAUAGGGUGAUUGGGUAUAUUUUUAGAAAAUUUUUCAAAAUCAGCUGUAGGUAGGAGGUGAAGCAUACAGUGGUGUAAAGUACACCCCCCCUCAAUGGACACUUCACCCCCUUACUUUUCAUGUCAUUAGUUGUCAGAUAUUUAAUGACAUAAAUUCACUUUCAGACAUCAACAUGCUGAGGAAGUUUGUACCAAAGGGAUAGAGGCAAACAGACAGAACUGCUUUGAAGAAGGCUUUUCAGCAAUGGGUGCAAAUAGGGUGCAGUACCAGGGCAGCUUGUAAGAAGUUUGGAGUUAAAGUGAUGACCUUACAGGAUGCAGCAAAUACAUCAAGAAAGUUUGCUGAUGGUAAGACCUUCAUCCCUCUCCAAGGCAGCCCCCAAAAGGUCUUCACUAAAGAGCAGGAGGCACACCUCUGUGAAUAUGCGAUCAAGAUCACCAAGAUGUUUUAUGGCCUUCCAGCCAAGUAAGUUGGCCUACGAGUAUGCACUUGCCUGCAAGUCACCCUGCAUCCCAUCAGCCUGGAAGAGGGAACAGUCUGCCACCUGGGAUUGGUAUUAUGCAUUCAUGACUCACCAACCACAGCUGACUCUGAAGGCUUCAGAAGGAGUAUCAUUGCCAGGACUGUAAGUUUCAAUAAGCACAGUGUAGGUAUCUUUUUUGCUGCUUAUACUAAGGCUAUUGAAAAAUACAGAUUUAGUCCUGACAGGAUCUUCAGUCUUGAUGAGAGCAGUCUAAGUACUGUCAUGUAACCUUUUGAGGGUUGUCUGUGAGAAGGGCAAGCCAGUAGCAUCACAGAUCUCUCGUGAAAGAGGAACUUCCAUGACUUUCAUAGGAAUUAUAAGUGCCGGACGUAAUUUCCUUCCUCCAGUAUUUAUAAUUCCCAGAAAGUGCUGGAAUAACACCUUCAUGAGAGGAAUGAUUGCAGGGUCCAAAGGCAUCUUCAAUCACAAUAGCUGGAUGAACAUGGAAUACUUCUUGCAAACAUUGGAGCACAUUCAGGCAAUGACAUUCUGCAUCCCAGAGAGCAAGAUCCUUUUCAUUUUGGACAAUGUAGAAUGCCAUAGGAGUAUCAAUGCCAUUGAACAUGCAGUAAACAAUAGUAUAGUGAUUGUGACUCUGCCACCACAUGCCAAUGACAAAUUACAGCCAUUGGAUGCUGCUGUCUUUGGGCCCUUCAAAAAUCAUGUGUGAGGGCUACAGAAUGAUUACUCCUUCAUGUAUCCUCAGACCCACAUUACGAAGCACAUGCUCCCAAAAUUUGCCUUCAAAGCAUGGAUUAGAGCCUUUUAGCUUUGAGCUUUUUAGCUACUGGCAUCUGGCCAAUCAAGAGGAACAUCUUUCCUGAUGAGGUCUACAUGAGCUCAACUGUCAGUGAACAGCCAGCAUCACCACAUGAUAAAAAUGGUGAAAACCACCCUACUUUAGAGGCAGUCCCAUCUUCCUCCACCUCUGACAGGCCUAGUACCAGCCCCCAGCCAAGCAAUGCAACUGAGGAGCCUAUCAUUUCAGUAGGCAUAGCUUCCACCUCCACUACUUCUGACUGACCCCUACCAUCCACCUCCUGGGACACAAACCUAACACCAGAAGACAUUCGUCCUUAUUGUAAGGCUGCAGCGUGAUCUCAUGGGAAAAGGAGGAAGAGGGUUCUUGCAUGCAUCCUCACAGAAAAUGAGGAGACUGUCGAAAUCCUCCGACAGAAGGGCGAAAAGAAGUGUUAUGGGACAGAACUGCAAAUAGGAAGAAAAGAAAAAAGAAAACACACUCCAAAUAAUAAUAAUCCCAAGAAAUAUAUUUUUUUACUUAAAGGAAUGCUCAUGAAUAUAAAAAAAAUACUUGCCUCUUGGUUACAUAAAUAAAAUUUUGUAUAUACUUUUGCAAUCAGUAAAAGCUUAGAACAAGAAAAUUACAUCAAAUUUUAAGCUAAAAGUGGUUAAAUUAGAUGUUGAUUUAUGGAGAUGAAGGAGGCACAUACAGAGUAAUAUCCGUUGGUUUACAAGGCAACUGUAAAACAAUCAUAUUACCUGUUUCUGCUGGGCCAGUCACAUGAAAAAUCCUAAUCACAAAAAAUUUUAAAUUAAGAGAAAUUAUGCCAGAACUGAUAAUAUUACGUAUUCUGAGAGAAAUUCUUCGUUAAUAUUUAGAUCCAAAAAUUAUUAAUAGACAGUGUUAGAAUCAGAGAGUAUGUGGGACCAUUAGCAAAAAUAUUCAAAAAGAGUUUGUGAAUGUAGAAGGGUGAUAAACUGUUAAGGAUAUUGCAAAAUUAUGUCUUAUAGUUAAGUAGAGGACUAGUUCCUAGGAUGUACAGUGGCCAGUAUACAAGGCUGGGCACAAGAUUUCGAUGUCAGAGACUGAUUGAUAUCAUUGUCCACAGGUAUGUUUGUCAGGGCCUGAAAUUCUGGAUUGUUUAAAGGCUUUGUUCAUAUGAAAAUGGCUGUGGAAGCAUCAGUCAUAAGCUGCUAAGACAAGGUAGGUUGGUGUCUCGGAAUGUAUUAAUUCAACUCAUGGUAAUGGAACAGUUUAUUAAUGUGGCUGAGAAGAAGUUAGUACCACUGCUCCAUGAGAAAAGAUUUAAAACCUUGAAGGAAGCAGCAACAUGGGCAGAUGACCACAUGUUGGUGCACCAGCCUGUGCCACCGUGGAUUGGUGGUACAUCUGAAGGCGCUGGUGCUGUGUCUGGUGGCAUGGCCGGUGCCAGUUUGUACGGGAGUCCAUGUUAUAGUAGUGGCUCCAGUAACAAGUCAGGGCGAGUUAGCCCUGUUGGCAAUAAGUCACCACCCAGCCCACAAUGGAGACUGUCUGGGAGCACACAACACAGCACUCCCAGGUAUAGUAUGCAGCCCAUGUGUCAUUAUUGCAAGAACACUGCUUCCAAGACAUCCCAGAAGCCGGUGGCCUUGAUUGUGUCCCAAGGUUGGGACCAGGAGGGUGACGAGAUCUGGGCAGUGUUUAGUCAGGAGGGCGGAAAGGCCAGUGUGGCUGCCCCCUCGUACGCUGUUACCUCACUGUCCCCUGUGAGGUCUGAGUUGGACUGGUGCCAUAAAUUUUUGUAUCAGGGCACUGUUGAGAUUGAUGGGAUUAUGUACCCUGCUACAGUUUUGAAAGACACAGCAGCACAGCAGUCGCUGUAUAUGAAUGUGACUGGGAAGUGAGUUGCCUCCAGUCAGCCUGUGUGGUGCUGGGGAAUUGGCGUUGCAGAGAGCUUUGCCACGGUGGAAAUUAGGCUGACAUGCCUGCUAGUAACUGUGGAGGCAUGGGUGGCAAUAGCGGAGGACCUGCCAGUGUUGGGGAUCGAUUUCCUUCUAGGGAAUGACCUGGCAGAUGGAAGUGUUUGGGUGCAGCUCCAAUCCAUGGAUGCCAUUCCAGAUGUUGAGACUACUGAGGGUGGUGACUCAGUUAGUCUUGUUACUUGCCCUAAGGCGAGGCUAACACCC
This is a messenger RNA of Scylla paramamosain (green mud crab), 3853 nucleotides long. RefSeq lists its product as uncharacterized. Lineage: Eukaryota; Metazoa; Arthropoda; Malacostraca; Decapoda; Portunidae. Bases 2924 to 3571 code for a protein of 215 amino acids. The transcript has 2 exons. The record is from RefSeq and is a predicted model, not a curated record.